UUGUGUUUUGUAAUGGUAAGACCAUCUGAGACUGUAGAUUGUGCCAAGAACUAUGUUUUCAUAACACAGGAUCAAGAAGGUACUGAACCCAAUGGAAUUCCAAUUUACGCAGUGGAAAUUACAAAUGAGUGUCCCACUGGGUGUAAAGUUUCUCGUCUUCAUAUUGAUUGUGGGGAGUUCGCCUCUGACAUUCUAAUAAAUCCUAACACUUUCAAACGUAUUAACAUCGGCGAUUGUCUUGUCAAUGAUGGGGAACCGUUGGAGGCUGGUGCUGUUAUCUCCUUCAAGUAUGCCACAACUUUCAAAAUCCCAAUGAGUCGAACUUGGAAAGGGAAAAAUGGGUCUUUUGUCAUAUGUAAAGGGGUGCGCUUUGUAAUUGUCACGGUAACAGCUUUCGUUUCUGCUCGAAUGAAUAAUUUUGCUUUUAACUUCUUCAACAUGCACACUUUAGGCAGUUCUGGAGGGGCCAAGAGACGUUACACCAAGUGUCUUGAAGUCCUCUGCUAGUUUAGAUGUUGUCUUUAUUUUAAUUUUUAUGAAUUUGUCUAAGUUCUUCAAGAUGUUGCAUCAUCUUGAUUUGAACUAGUUUGCAUGUAGAACUCUUUGCAGCUUCAGCAGAAUGCAUGGUUUUAGAUGAUUGGGAUUAUAAUAAUGUAUGUCGUUCUAUUAUGAUUGGGUUGUUUUAUGGUGGUUGGUAUUCUAGCAUUUUGUUUUCAUCUAAGAAAAUAAAAGUAAAAUUUCAUUGAAAUAGUUAUGGACUACCUUUUCCUUUUUCAGUUUCUAAACUUUCUCCAAAAAAGUUGGGUUCUUCUGGAACCUCGACCACUGCAUUGGUUGCCCUUCUGGGUAGAGUCUCUUAUCUGCUUUCUCAAGGGAUUGAUAUCAGGCCCAACCUUGCUGCCAUACUGCGCCUAGCCUUUUUAGACUCUAUCUUCCUUGGGGGUACAUGUUUAGCUUUAAUCUCAAGAUCCUGGUUCAUGAAGCAGGCUACCUCCUUGUUGGUAUGUAAUACUUGCAUUGUUCACUUUAAUGUUAUUAUGGUUUUCUUUUUUAAUACAAAAUCUGAAAUAUGAAUCCCUGCAUUUGGACACUUUUUGCAUGGUUUCUGCAUGUUUAGCAGUGGCCAAAAGGCUGAUGUUCUCUUUAGUGUCUUCUGGUUCUUUGACAACGAUCUUGGCAUAUGACAUUGGCUUACGAGCAUAACUAAUGUUCUUUUACUAAUUUAUUUGGAGUGUACCUUAUGGGUUGCCCAAUUCAUGGAGUGAUUUUAGAUCCAAUUGCUGCAAUGCAGAUGGGCAUCCAAGGGCAGGUAGUCAUU
Rubroshorea leprosula is the source of this 1318-nucleotide messenger RNA. The record is from the annotation of a GenBank genome assembly. Lineage: Eukaryota; Viridiplantae; Streptophyta; Magnoliopsida; Malvales; Dipterocarpaceae.